AUGGUGCCAGCCGUCAUCGAGACUCUUAAAAACCUAUAUGGUCGACCGGAACAACUUCUCCAGACACUAGUAGCAAAGGCAAAAAGAGCGGACCCCCCACGCAUCGACCGAUUGCAGACGUUCAUCAAGUUCGGCGUCGUUGUACAGCAACUUAGCGACCACCUAACUGCAGCCGGCCUCCGGGACCACCUGGUAAACCCCAUGCUGAUUCAUGAGCUUGUGGAUAAACUUCCAUCUAGCACUAAGCUUGAGUGGGUGCGCUACAAACGACAGCGAGCUAUAGUGACUUUGGCAACAUUUGCGGAUUUUUUGUCAGAGAUCGUAUCGGAGGCCAGUGAAGUGACGCUCUUCACCGAAAUGCAGCCGGAGCAAAACCGCCGGGAUGCCAAGGACAGACGCGAACAUACGCGCAGAGACAGACAACCGGAAGGGUUCCUGCACACACAUUUCGGCGAGGGGGAAGACUGGUGUCCGGCUGUCCAAAAGCAGUACGACAGAAAAUCAGAAGAGCUGGAGGAUAAGCGUAAACUCUGUCGAGUCUGCAAUCGGACAGAUCAUCGAAUUCGCUACUGCGAAGAUUUUCGUAAGCUCUCCUGGGACCAACGAAUGAGGGAGGUAAACAGGUGGAAAUUAUGCAACAUUUGCCUGAACGAACAUGGUCAGACGCGAUGUCGUUUCAAGAUUAAAUGUACCGUUGGGACCUGCCAAGAACGACAUCAUCCAUUGCUUCAUCCGCCGAACCAUCAGCGCUAUUUGACACCUGUGACAACAGAUUGCAACGCCCAUGAUUUGCAGUCAAAUCAACCAGUUCUAUUUCGAAUGGUUCCGGUCAGGCUGACCAACGGUAAGCGGUUCGUGGACGUGAUCGCCUUUCUCGAUGAGGGCGCAUCCUAUUCGCUUGUGGAAACGGAAGUGGCAGAACAUACUAAGCUAGAAGGGGAGUCACAGCCAAUUCUGGUGAAAUGGACUGCCGGAAUGACACGUAUGGAACGUGACUCAAAACGUGUUGAUCUGUCGAUCUCGGGGCGAAAUUCGAUGAAGCAAUUCGCUUUGAAAAAUGUUCACACAGUUGAUCAACUAAAACUACCAAAGCAAACGUUGGACUACACGCAUGUUGCAGCAAAAUAUAGUCACUUGAAAGGUUUGCCUGUGACCGAUUAUCGUAGUGGUACUACAAAAAUUUUGAUUGGUCUGAAACAUCUACAUGUUUACGCCCCUCUGGAAUCACGUAUUGGAAAUGCAGGUGAACCACUUGCAGUGCGUACUCAUCUUGGAUGGACAGUUUAUGGUCCACAGGAAGGUGGCGAGUCUUCGACAACAUUUUCCUGUCAUCAUGAUGUUCAGCGAGCGGCGGAUCUUGAACUCCAUGAACUACUUCGGAGCCACUACGUGCUGGAGGAAUCUGGAAUAUCAGUUACCAUGCUUCCGGAAUCAGUCGAUGAUCGCCGCGCUCGCAAAAUAUUAGAGGAAACUACCGUCUGGGUGGGAGACCGUUACGAAACCGGUCUUUUGUGGAAGAAAGACCACCCUGAAUUACCGGACAGCUACCCCAUGGCAGUGAAGCGAAUGCAAAAUCUGGAAAAGAAGCUGUCCAAAAAUCCUGAAUUGCAAAGGAACGUGUCCCAGCAAAUCAAUCAGUAUUUGGAAAAGGGAUACGCACACAAAUUAACGGUUCAGGAUACAGAGGACGCGGUACCAGGUAAAGUUUGGUACCUUCCAUUGAACGUGGUACUCAACUCGAAGAAACCAAACAAGGUUCGUCUGGUUUGGGAUGCGGCAGCAGCAGUCAAAGGAAUCUCGCUCAAUUCAGCAUUACUCAAGGGACCGGAUCUACUCACUAACCUGCCCGUCGUGCUGUAUCAUUUCCGUGAGCGGCCAAUCGCUUUUGGGGGCGACAUCACUGAAAUGUAUCACCAGAUUCAGAUCAGGCGGAGUGAUAAGCAGUUACAGCGGUUUCUUUUUCGAAACGACCCAUCCGGUCCCCCACAAACCUACGUAAUGGACGUGGCAACCUUUGGAUCAACGUCAUCUCCGUGCUCCGCGCAGUACAUAAAAAAUAAAAAUGCGCGAGAGUUUAUUGAGCAGUUUCCGGAUGCGGUAGAAGCGAUUAUUGGCAAGCACUACGUCGACGACUACUUAGACAGCACCGAUACUGUCGAGAGUGCGAUCAAACGGGCAGUCGAAGUAAGGAUGAUCCAUUCCAAGGCUGGAUUCCGCAUUCGUAGUUGGGUCUCUAACUCUGCUGCCUUUCUUGAAGAACUAGGCGAGCCUAGAACAGACAAACUGGUUCACUUCAGUUCCGACAAAACUACCACUACUGAGCGUGUUCUAGGGGUUUCAUGGGAUGCGUCGGAGGAUGUUUUCGUGUUCUCAACUAAACUACGAAGUGAUCUUGAACCGUUCAUUACGGGAAGCAAGCGGCCAACGAAGCGCCAAGUAUCCAGCUGCGUCAUGAGCUUCUUUGAUCCUCACGGUUUCCUAGCUCCCUUUACGAUUCACGGAAAGCUGAUCAUCCAAGACUUGUGGCGGAGCGGGUGCUCUUGGGAUGAGAAAAUUGACGACGAUUCUGCUGACAAGUGGAACCGAUGGACUGCGCCAAUGCUGGCAGUCGAUAAAUUAAGAAUACCCCGUUGCUAUUUCUCUUCAGCACUCCCACAGGACCGCGAAAACUUGCAGCUACACGUUUUUGUUGAUGCCUACGGUUGUGUCGCAUAUUUUCGAGCCGUGAUUGAUGGUAAGCCUAGGUGUGCACUAGUCGCAUCCAAAGCAAAAGUAGCGCCGUUGCAGCAUCUGUCUAGAUUGGAACUACUAGCGGCAGUUAUUGGUGCUAGGUUAUCCCAGUCAAUUAAGACAGGACACUCUUUUCCCAUCACUAGAACCUUCCUAUGGACCGACUCUCGGACGGUAUUGGCGUGGAUUCAAUCAGACCACCGGAAAUACAAACAGUUCGUGGCGUUCAGCAUAGGUGAAAUUCUCAGUCAGGUAGGCCCCGAUGAUUGGCGCUGGCUCCCAAGCAAAAUGAACAGCGCUGAUGUAUUAACGAAAUGGAAACCCGGUCAGCCUUUGGAUGCAAACGGUGAAUAUGUGAAAGGACACGAAUUUCUGCACCGUCCGAUGCAAUAUUGGCCUCCUGAAGAAACUGUGACACAAAAUCCAAAGGAAGAGCUUCGAGCCGUUCAUUUGUUUCACGAAAUAGUUUCCACUCAAACGCUUAUUGACUCCACCCGCUUUUCAUGUUGGAACGUUUUAAUUAGAACGGUUGCCUGUAUUUUUAGGUUCAUUUCGAACUGUCGCACGAAAAAAUUACACCAACGAAUUGCAGCGUUGCCUGCCUCACCGAGGCUCUUGAAGGUUAUAAACAAGCCAUUGACAGCAGUAGUGACCCCACUUACCAGAGAGGAAUAUCGAAGUGCUGAAAAUUACCUAUGGAGAAUGGUUCAACAAGAGACCUUUGGCGACGAAGUAAAGAUCUUGUUCAAGAAUCGCGGUUUGCCUCCCGAGCGAUGGUACGCUUUAGAACGUUGCAGUCCUCUAUUCAAACUAUCACCGAUGUUGGAUGAGCAUAAUGUUAUCCGGUUGGAGAGUCGAUCUGCACAUGCUGAAUUUAUUUCGUUCGAGCUGAGAUUUCCGAUUGUGCUCCCUAAAGACCAUGACGUCACUAAGAAGCUUUUACUUUUCUACCACAAGAAAUUUGGUCACGCUAAUCGUGAGACGGUAGUGAACGAGAUUCGACAGCGCUUUUAUAUCCCGAAAUUGCGCGCAGCAGUACUACAGGUAUCGAAGAAAUGCAUCUGGUGUCGAGUCCACAAAUGUUCUCCAACAUUUCCCAGAAUGGCACCUUUGCCCGAUCAGAGGCUCACGUCGAGAAUGCGACCAUUUAGUUUCGUGGGCAUCGACUAUUUUGGGCCACUCAACGUUACUGUCGGACGGCGGAACGAAAAGCGAUGGGUGGCAUUGAUGACGUGCUUGACCACUAGAGCCAUACACAUGGAGGUUGCUCACGGUCUCACCAGCCAGGCGUGCAUCAUGGCCAUACGUAGAUUUAUGUGUCGCAGAGGAGUCCCCCUUGAAUUCUUUUCGGAUAAUGGGACAAAUUUUCAAGCUGUAAGUAAAGAGUUUGGAAGGCUAGGAAGACAAAUUGACAUCGAUUGCGCGGAAGCUUUCACGGAUGCUCGAACGCAGUGGCACUUCAACCCACCUUCGGCCCCUCACAUGGGUGGUAGCUGGGAAAGGCUGGUGAGGUCUGCAAAGGAGGCAAUGAAGGCAUUCGAUGAUGGAAGAAAACUAACCGACGAAGUGUUGUUGACUGUUUUGGCAGAAUCGGAAGAAAUGAUCAACUCUCGGCCGUUGACGUACAUGCCUCAGGAGUCAGCGGAGGAAGAGGCCUUGACACCUAAUCAUUUCCUUCGUGGACUGCCAUCCGAUGAACGCAAGUUGGAACCUGUAGCCGUCAACCCGGCUGAAGCUCUUAGGGACCAGUACAAGAGAUCACAACAACUGGCAGAUGUGCUGUGGCAGCGAUGGGUGAAAGAAUAUAUUCCUACCAUCAACCGUCGGACUAAGUGGUAUGAAGAUUCCGAGCCGAUUGCUGUAGGUGAUUUAGUGUAUAUAACGGAUGGAAGCAGCCGCAGAUGCUGGACUCGUGGUGUUGUGGAACAGUUGAUUCGAGGUCGCGACGGGAGAGUACGCCAGGCGAUGGUCAGAACGAACAGAAGGAUACUGCGUCGCGCGGUGACAAAGCUAGCGGUACUAGAGCUAGGUGGUAAAUCUGGCCAAGGAACCGAGCUUGGACCAGAGUUACGGGAGGGGGGAUUAUUGGCACCACUGCACUGA
Molecule: messenger RNA, 4833 nt
Organism: Topomyia yanbarensis
Lineage: Eukaryota; Metazoa; Arthropoda; Insecta; Diptera; Culicidae
Exons: 1
Coding region: 1-4833 (1610 amino acids)
Biological process (GO): DNA integration
Molecular function (GO): nucleic acid binding
Source: RefSeq, a predicted model, not a curated record